This is a messenger RNA of Ostertagia ostertagi, 297 nucleotides long. The record is from the annotation of a GenBank genome assembly. Lineage: Eukaryota; Metazoa; Nematoda; Chromadorea; Rhabditida; Trichostrongylidae.
CAGCCACUUGAUCUUUCCCAAAUUAGAUCUCAACUUUGGGCCAAGGAGUCUCAGAUUGCUGCAAUGAGAUCAAAAAUUUCGGAACUGGAAAGGAAACUAACGAAGCGAAGUGACGAGUUUUACGAGCUGAUGGCCGAAAAGGAUAUGAUCGCUCAGCGAUUAGCGCAGCAAACAAAUGCUGAUAGUGUCGAAGAACUCAAGCUUGCCCGGAACUGUGCUUUCAUAAUCGCUAACUUCCGUCAUGGAACACUAUGCCAUUGUUCUCGUAAAGGGAUGCGAGAUACCGAAGAAAAGUAG